GUUAAUGGACCUGAUGGCAUUCUGCAGAAUGGAGCUGUGGAUGAUAAUGUGGCUAAAACCAGCCAGCUUCUGGCAGAAUUGAAUUUUGAAGAAGAUGAAGAAGAUACUUAUUACACAAAGGAUCUUCCUGUGCAUGCUUGCAGUUACUGUGGUAUCCAUGACCCUGCUUGUGUGGUUUACUGUAACACCAGCAAAAAGUGGUUCUGUAACGGGCGUGGAAAUACAUCUGGCAGCCACAUUGUUAAUCAUCUUGUGAGAGCGAAGUGCAAAGAGGUGACUCUCCAUAAAGAUGGACCUCUAGGAGAGACUGUCUUGGAAUGUUAUAACUGUGGAUGUCGUAAUGUGUUUCUCCUUGGCUUUAUUCCAGCUAAGGCAGACUCUGUGGUUGUUUUGCUGUGCAGGCAGCCAUGUGCCAGUCAGAGCAGUUUAAAGGAUAUUAAUUGGGACAGUUCACAGUGGCAGCCUCUUAUCCAAGAUCGCUGUUUCCUUUCGUGGCUGGUAAAGAUUCCAUCUGAACAGGAGCAGUUGAGAGCACGUCAGAUUACAGCUCAACAGAUUAACAAACUGGAAGAACUCUGGAAGGAAAAUCCAUCUGCAACCCUUGAGGACUUAGAAAAGCCUGGUGUUGAUGAAGAACCACAGCAUGUCCUGCUUAGAUAUGAAGAUGCUUAUCAAUACCAAAAUAUAUUUGGUCCUCUAGUCAAGCUUGAGGCAGACUAUGACAAGAAACUCAAGGAGUCUCAGACCCAAGAUAACAUCACAGUCAGAUGGGACCUGGGCUUGAACAAGAAAAGAAUUGCUUAUUUCACUUUGCCAAAGACUGAUUCAGAUAUGCGUCUUAUGCAAGGAGAUGAGAUCUGUUUGAGGUAUAAAGGAGACCUGGCCCCUUUAUGGAAAGGAAUUGGUCAUGUUAUCAAAGUUCCUGAUAAUUAUGGUGAUGAGAUAGCCAUUGAGCUGAGGAGCAGCGUUGGAGCGCCUGUGGAAGUUACUCAUAACUUCCAAGUGGAUUUUGUAUGGAAGUCUACUUCAUUUGACAGAAUGCAGAGUGCUUUAAAAACAUUUGCUGUGGAUGAGACUUCAGUGUCUGGGUACAUCUAUCACAAACUGUUAGGUCAUGAGGUAGAAGAUGUAAUUAUUAAAUGCCAGUUGCCAAAGCGCUUUACAGCACAAGGACUUCCUGAUCUCAACCAUUCUCAGGUUUAUGCUGUGAAGACUGUCCUGCAGCGUCCUCUGAGCCUUAUUCAGGGUCCCCCUGGUACCGGAAAAACAGUGACAUCAGCCACAAUCGUCUAUCAUCUGGCUAGACAGGGCAAUGGGCCUGUGUUAGUCUGUGCUCCAAGUAAUAUAGCUGUAGAUCAGUUGACUGAGAAGAUCCAUCAAACUGGACUGAAAGUGGUUCGUCUGUGUGCUAAAAGUCGUGAAGCCAUUGACUCUCCUGUAUCCUUCUUGGCAUUGCAUAACCAGAUCAGAAACAUGGAUAGCAUGCCAGAGCUUCAGAAACUGCAGCAGCUUAAAGAUGAAACUGGAGAACUGUCAUCUGCUGAUGAGAAACGUUACCGUGCACUGAAACGAACAGCAGAGCGUGAAUUACUUAUGAAUGCAGAUGUGAUCUGUUGCACGUGUGUGGGAGCUGGUGAUCCAAGACUUGCAAAAAUGCAGUUCCGCUCCAUUCUGAUUGAUGAAAGCACGCAGGCCACUGAGCCAGAGUGCAUGGUGCCAGUUGUCCUGGGAGCAAAGCAGCUUAUUCUUGUAGGUGACCACUGCCAGCUUGGUCCUGUUGUGAUGUGUAAAAAAGCUGCAAAGGCCGGCUUAUCUCAGUCUCUCUUUGAGAGGCUUGUGGUGCUGGGCAUUCGUCCGAUUCGCCUGCAAGUGCAGUAUCGCAUGCAUCCUGCACUCAGUGCUUUUCCAUCCAAUAUCUUCUAUGAGGGUUCACUCCAGAAUGGUGUUACUGCAGCGGACCGUGUGAAAAAAGGGUUUGAUUUCCAGUGGCCACAGCCAGAUAAGCCAAUGUUUUUCUAUGUUACACAAGGACAGGAAGAAAUUGCCAGCUCAGGCACUUCUUACUUGAACAGGACGGAAGCUGCCAAUGUGGAGAAGAUAACUACAAAGCUAUUGAAAGCUGGUGCCAAACCAGAUCAGAUUGGCAUUAUUACUCCUUAUGAAGGUCAACGAUCCUAUCUGGUGCAGUACAUGCAAUUCAGUGGUUCCUUGCAUACAAAGCUCUACCAGGAAGUGGAAAUUGCAAGUGUGGAUGCCUUCCAGGGCCGAGAGAAGGACUUUAUUAUCCUUUCUUGUGUGAGGGCCAAUGAACACCAAGGAAUAGGGUUUCUGAAUGACCCCAGGCGUCUUAAUGUAGCCCUUACAAGAGCAAGGUAUGGAGUAAUUAUUGUUGGGAACCCAAAAGCACUGUCUAAACAACCACUUUGGAAUCACCUGCUGAAUUACUACAAGGAGCAGAAAGUUCUGGUGGAGGGACCACUGAAUAACCUCCGGGAAAGCCUCAUGCAGUUCAGCAAGCCUCGGAAACUUGUCAAUACCAUCAACCCAGGUGCCCGUUUCAUGACUACUGCCAUGUAUGAUGCACGUGAGGCUAUUAUUCCAGGAUCUGUCUAUGACCGGAGCAGUCAAGGGCGCCCAUCCAACAUGUACUUCCAAACCCACGACCAGAUCGGGAUGAUUAGUGCCGGCCCCAGCCACGUCACUGCUAUGAACAUUCCUAUCCCUUUCAACCUUGUCAUGCCACCGAUGCCACCACCGGGAUACUUUGGCCAGGCUAACGGACCAGCCGCAGGACGUGGGGCGCCAAAAGGAAAGACUGGUCGUGGUGGGCGCCAGAAAAAUCGUUUUGGGAUUCCUGGAACUAGUCAGUCAAACCUUCCAAAUAGUCAAGCGAGCCAAGAUGUGGUGUCCCAGCCUUUCUCCCAGGGUCCACUGACUCAGGGGUAUAUCUCCAUGAGUCAGCCAUCACAGAUGAGUCAGCCUGGGCUCUCCCAACCAGAAUUAUCACAGGACAGUUACCUUGGUGAUGAGUUUAAAUCUCAGAUUGACGUGGCGCUGUCACAGGACUCUACUUACCAGGGUGAACGUGCAUAUCAACAUGGCGGAGUGACGGGACUGUCACAGUAUUAGAGUGUUGAGGAAGAAGAGCUAAGCUUGUGUGGAGCUUAGUUCAUCAGCAUUUUAUUCUGGGUAAUAAAAAAAAAAAAUAAAAUGGAUACCUGUUUUCCACUGCUAAAACUGAAGCACCACUGUGUGAGAGCAACAGGAGAAAGAAACCAACCAACGGAGAGGAGAGAGAGAGAAAGGAGCGCGCGCGAGAGAGCCCACUGCUAGCUCACUGAGACAAGGAGACUGACCGGAGAGGAGAGAGAGCACCGAAGGACUGGCUGGCGCCUCACUGGGAAGGCAACUCACCCUGAAAUGAGUGGUCAGCUGAGUCCCUGCUCCCCCAGUCAAACAAGCUCGAGAGAAGGGCCUUAAGCAGGUUUCACUUCAUUCCAUACUUCUCUUUGCGAGCAGGGCAUUACUUUUCAGAGCAGAUGGGGAGAGGAAAACCCUCAUCUCAGAGUUGUUCUCCUUUUAAAGGGGUACUAUAUUUUAGCAGAAACUGUUUACAUUUUAGAAGCAGAGUAUCUUGAGAAGAGAGAGAGAGAGUUCCUGACUAAGUGACAGCAAGCCAAGCAGAAAUCCAGCGGAACAUAGCUGAUGCUCAACUCUGAGAUGCAGGUUUUGUUGUCCAACACUGGCUCUGAAAUCCUAGUGUCAUCGUGUCGCCCACAUUCUGAACGGGUCUUUUGUGACAAGGUGGUUUUAAAGAGAUUCUUUCAAAGGAGCACUGAAUUUUUAGAAGUUUGU
Messenger RNA from Pelecanus crispus (Dalmatian pelican), 3855 nucleotides. Lineage: Eukaryota; Metazoa; Chordata; Aves; Pelecaniformes; Pelecanidae. The record is from RefSeq and is a predicted model, not a curated record.